Molecule: messenger RNA, 1841 nt
Organism: Lotus japonicus
Lineage: Eukaryota; Viridiplantae; Streptophyta; Magnoliopsida; Fabales; Fabaceae
Product: putative protease Do-like 14
Exons: 12
Coding region: 134-1441 (435 amino acids)
Biological process (GO): proteolysis
Molecular function (GO): protein binding; serine-type endopeptidase activity
Source: RefSeq, a predicted model, not a curated record
CUGCAUGAUCAUAGUCAACCCGUUUGUGGCCCAUACUCUGGGGUUUUUGAAACAAGUGUAGAGCUAGCCAUGUCACUUGUAGUUUUUGCUCGCUGUAUGCUUUGAAGACGGUGGGAGUUUUGAUAGCUCCACAAUGAGCUGCUUCACGAGAAGGCUUGCGCGUUUUGGCAGAAGCUCCGUCGUCGGAGCUGUGGCGAUCGCAGCUACUGGUUCUACUUUCCUCUGCUCAGAUAACAACAGUAGUUUCAGCGUAACGGCGCGCGUCCCUCUGCCAUUACAAGAUUCACAUUGCUCAUUGCUGCAUGGUUUGUUUCAGCAAAAACUACCUAUUUCGGAUGAAUACGGAAUACUUCCGCUGUCUUCUUAUAGAGUCAGUCCCGUUCCUUCAUCCGACAUAUCAUCUAAGGAUACUUCUGGGGAUGUUGUUAGUGAUGAAGGGUCAAAGCCUAGUGGUUGUUUUGGAAGAGAUACUAUUGCCAAUGCGGCUGCUAAAGUUGGGCCUGCUGUUGUUAACAUUGCAGUUCCACAAGGCUUCCGUCCUGUAGGUUUCCAUGGUGUUACUACUGGAAGGAGUAUAGGCUCGGGAACAAUCAUCAACCAGGACGGUACAAUCUUGACAUGUGCUCAUGUUGUGGUUGAUUUUCAAGGCGCAAGAAGUUCAACCAAAGGGAAGAUUGAAAUCACUUUACAAGAUGGAAGGACAUUUGAAGGCAUACUGGUAAAUGCUGACUUGCAUUCAGAUAUUGCUAUUGUGAAGAUAAAUUCUGAAACCCCUUUACCGGAAGCAAAACUUGGUUCUUCGAGUAGGCUUCGUCCUGGGGAUUGGGUUAUAGCCAUGGGUUGUCCUCUUUCUCUUCAGAAUACUGUCACUGCUGGUAUUGUAAGUUGUGUUGACCGCAAAAGUAGUGAUUUGGGUUUUAGUGGCCUGCCAAGAGACUACUUACAAACAGAUUGUGCUGUUAAUAUGGGAAAUUCUGGAGGGCCUCUUGUCAACAUGGAUGGAGAAGUUGUUGGCGUGAACAUCAUGAAAGUGCUGGCUGCUGAUGGGUUGAGUUUUUCUGUACCAAUUGACUCCGUGUGCAAAAUUAUAGAGCAUUUCAAGAAAAGGGGGAGAGUAGUACGGCCUUGGCUUGGGCUAAGGAUGCUCGAUCUUAAUGAGAUGAUUAUUGCACAGCUUAAAAAGAGAGAUGCUUCAUUCCCUAAUGUCAGUAAGGGCAUUCUUGUACCAAUGGUAACUCCUGGGUCCCCUGGUGAUCGUGCUGGCUUCCGUCCUGGUGAUGUUGUCAUUGAAUUUGAUGGGAAGCCUGUCGAAAGCAUGAAAGAGGUGAUUGAAGUAAUGAGUGACAGAGUUGGGGUGCCCAUGAAGGUAGUAGUUAAAAGAGCAAGUGAUAUAUUGGUGACUUUAACUGUGACCCCGGAGGAAUCCAAUUUCGAGUUGUGAAAGGCUGUAAUCAACAAACACACACACACACAAAGGCAUCUGAAUGGAUAACCAGGUGGUACUUUUCCAGCUUCCAGAGUCAAUGCCGGCAAUGUUUUUGAAAAGACCUACUCAGUUAAUUGUUUAUCUUAGUCUGUUGGAUUAGUCUAAUCUUGUUGGGAGUUCCUUAUGUACGCCUUGAAUAUGUAGUGCUCAUUUUUUUGGACAUAAAUUUUAAGGUGAGGCGAUAAUGCCUCAGCAUAAAUCUGGGAAAAUCUCAAAUUCUCAAUGUUCAAAGAGUAGUACUGACACCAAGAUGAAGACUGGGGCUUGUUAGAUGUGAGAUUUUGUCUCACAACAUUACCAACCCCUUGGAUUUGUGUAGUGUUAAUAUUAAACUAUUGGAUGUGGAUAACUUUUA